AUGGAUAUCACCCCGUUCCUGUCGCAUCCAAAGGUCUCGGCGAUCGUGGACAUUUCAGACGGUGAAAAGCAAGACCUUGCACUGGUAUUCAUCAAAGCCUUUGAUGACGGAGGCAACGACUUUCCGAUCGACUUCGAUGAUGUGUGGUUGUUUUUGGAGUACUCUUCGAAAGGGAACGCCCUGCAAAAACUGAAGCGGUGCUUUAAGGAGGGUACUGAUUUCCGGAGGGAUGUUGUGAGACAUCACAAGAACCCUUCCGGAGCAGAUCUAGGUGGAAGACCGACGGACAAAUACUUCAUGACCACGAAGGCCUUCGAGUUCUUCGCGCUGAGUGCACUUGGGGACAAGGGGGAUCGGGUCAGAUCUUUCUUCCUCGCCGUUCGCGAUGCGUGGCUCGACUCGGCUACCGUACACGCGCGGCCCGAAGAGCCUAAUGCCAUGAUGCUGUACCAACUCGAGAAGGGGAAGCUGAAAGUGGAGACGGAAAGACUGCGCAUCGAAAAUAGAAGGUUGGAAGAAGAGGCUCCAGCCAAGCGCAUCCGUUUUGCUCACGAGUGGCGCAGCACACUCGAGGGAAUCGGAGCCUUUACGGUUACAGACUUGAUGAGCUUCCAGGGGAUCGUCCGCGAGGCUAAAAACCUCACCGGACUGGGUCACCGCGCGAGUGGACCGGUACCACCAGCCUUGGAACGGGCGCCGGUUGUGAAAGAGUACACGCUGUCUGAAUACCUGCAGCUCGAGCAUGGAAAGGUGUUCAAUUCCAAGCAGCUACAAAUUCCCGGGAAAAUCCUCGCAGAAAAAUAUAGGCAGAUUGCCGGGAAGGAGCCAGGGACGAAACUCGUGGAAGUCAACGGGCGGGCGACCCACGUGAAAGCUUACAGGAACGAGCAGAUCGAGGGGACCGACCCAGACGCUACUGGUUUUGACCUCAUGCAUAGGGUUGCCCGGGAACACAAGUUUUUAGGCGUGUUCCCUUCGUUCAACUACAAAAGGAUUGUCCAUUUCACCAACUGGCUGAAUCAGGUGCUCGGCAAAGAAAGGACAGUCAUCCCACACGAUGUCAUCGAUGCGGUGAAGGCUGAAUUCAGGAAGGCAGACAUGACGUCUGUCGACGAGAUCACUCCCCAAAAAGUUCGUGGUUACUUGAAGAAGCUCAAUCUGUCACAGUAUUACGAGCAUUCGGUGUCCAUCUGCCGGUCCCUAGGCGGGGCAGCAGAACCUGAGAUAGACACUGAGAUGAAAGAGAAGAUCAUAUUCAUGUUUUCGGCUGUGCAAGAGCCGUUCCAGAAGAACAAACCGCCGGGGCGGGCGAGCUUCCUCUCGUACGCAUUCUGCUUGUACAAGUUCUGCCAGCUGUUGAAGAUAGAUCAGAUGCUGGUUCACGUACCGUUGGUGAAGAGUAGGGUGAAGCUGAGGGUAUACGACGGGAUAUGGGAAAGGAUCUGGCAAGACCUAUCAUGGCAUUUCAUCCCUACAGAUACUUAA
Messenger RNA from Klebsormidium nitens, 1485 nucleotides. Lineage: Eukaryota; Viridiplantae; Streptophyta; Klebsormidiophyceae; Klebsormidiales; Klebsormidiaceae. The record is from the annotation of a GenBank genome assembly.